AUGGACUCAUUGGUCAUCGCGCAGUUCCUAGAGUCAAUCUACUCAGAGCCUCCAGUGCCACUGACAUCGGAACUGGGUCGCCAGAUCCAGGUUAAAUCUCGGUCUAUACUCGGCAAGACACUCAGCGACUCAAUAAUGCCACGCGAAAUAUACAUCCUGUCUCCGCGCGCCCAGGAAUACUUCAGACGUACACGCGAGGCCUCAAUUGGGCGUUCGCUCGAGGAUGUACUUGAUCCGACAAAAGAAGAGCAAGAUUGGCUCGCCAUAGAUCCCGAAUUGCGGGCCAUUGGAGAGUUGAUGCGGACAAACAAGGAUGAGGGGCCUUUUAUAUUAGGCGCAAAGCCUACGUAUGCCGAUUUCUUCAUUGCUGGUACUCUGCAGUGUGCUAGGAUGGUUGACGAAGGCGUGUUUCAGAGAUUCAUGAAGUAUCCUGGGUAUAAGGGUAUUUACGAGGGAUGUCGGCCUUAUAUGGAGAGGAAUGAUUGA
Molecule: messenger RNA, 486 nt
Organism: Talaromyces marneffei
Lineage: Eukaryota; Fungi; Ascomycota; Eurotiomycetes; Eurotiales; Trichocomaceae
Exons: 1
Coding region: 1-486 (161 amino acids)
Source: RefSeq, a predicted model, not a curated record